Molecule: messenger RNA, 1800 nt
Organism: Octodon degus (degu)
Lineage: Eukaryota; Metazoa; Chordata; Mammalia; Rodentia; Octodontidae
Gene: Cited4
Product: Cbp/p300 interacting transactivator with Glu/Asp rich carboxy-terminal domain 4
Exons: 1
Coding region: 773-1324 (183 amino acids)
Biological process (GO): regulation of DNA-templated transcription
Cellular component (GO): nucleus
Source: RefSeq, a predicted model, not a curated record
GAUACAGUGGGAGCCAGAGAAGGAGUAACUGGCUCUCUAGAAACCAUGGAAACAGGGAGCUGACCUCCUGGGGGCCUUACACCAUUAAGGUGCCCCGUGGAUCGUGCAGAUGCGACAAUGAUCAUAAGGCCUGGGUCCAAGUCUCACAUCAGUCAAGGCUUUGCUGUGUAUUUCUAGGAAACCUCUUUUGCUCCUAAGACUCACUAUCUACCUGGAAAAUUUAAAGUUUAGGUGGGCCUGAGAUCUUUGCCCCACCCCCACCCCGCAUGUCACAUACUGGUAUAUUCAUGCUGGAGCCUACCCUAACCUGGUGUCUAAGACCCUAAAAACUAGACGAAGCAUCAAACUUCCCGCCCCUGCACAGCAGUCAACCUGGGGCGGUGCCUGGGUGCUAGGGGCGGGACUCCGUCAGAGGGCGGGGCAAAGGGCUAGGCUGGGGUGCAGGCCCCGCCCAGAAGCCGUUCAUCCAGUCAGUAACAGCGGGGGCGGCGAUAUCCCCGCCUUUCGCAAGGAGCCGCUCGCGCAGAGAGCGCGCUGCGCAGGUCUUGGAGCCGGCGUCCGCCAGGUGCGCGUGGUCUUGUGGUGCGGAGCAGUGCCCGCGGAGAGCGCAGACUGCUGACCGGCGCGCGGAGCGUCCUGGGCUGGGCUGGGAGAAGGGUCGCAUUCGGUUCUCCUUUGCCUGGCCGAGCCGCGCGGUGCCGGAGGCCCCCACCUUAGAAGAGCAGCUGACCCCGGCCGGGGGCGCCCUUCGCGCGGACUGCCCACCGCUGCCAUGGCCGACCACCUGAUGCUCGCGGAAGGCUACCGCCCGCUGCAGAGGCCGCCUGCGGCCGCUGCCGCUCACAACCCUCGCACGCUCCGGACUCUCCAGCCUUACGCGGACCCGGGCCUGGUCGGCGGGCUGCGGCCACAGGGGGCUCCGCUGGGACAGCCGCCUGCUCCACCCGGGGCCCUGGCAUACGGGGCUUUCGGGCCCCCCUUCUCUUUUCAGCCCAUUCCCGCGGGGCCGCCGCCAGCCCCUGGCAGCGCGCACCUGCAGCAGGUGGCCACGCUGUACCCGGGUCGCCAGAGCGCUCCCCUGGGCGCUGCCGGGGCCCCCCUGGGCCUGCAGCCCACGCCCGGCGCCGCGGCCCCUCCGCCGCCCGCGCACGCCCUGGGCGGUGUGGACGCCGAACUCAUCGACGAGGAGGCGCUGACGUCGCUGGAGCUAGAGCUCGGGCUGCACCGCGUGCGUGAGCUCCCGGAGCUCUUCCUGGGCCAGAGCGAGUUUGACUGCUUCUCGGACCUGGGGUCGGCGCCACCCGCGGGCUCUGUGAGCUGCUGAGAGCCCCCGGCGCCCAAAAGAAGAAGCGGGUCUGAGUGCCCGCCGGACUCCGCAGCCUCCCCGCGCGCACCCUCUCCAAGGGCGGCGGCCGUGGUGAGCGCGAAAGCCCCGCGUCAGGCGGGACGCCGGGCCUGCCUCGAGGCCCUGCCUACUGCAGGACGAAUUUGACUUCUGACCUGAGCCUCAGCUGGAAAGUGAAGGAGACUGUUGUGACUCGACGUUCUUAGAUUCUGAGUUCUGUCUCUUUCCUACCCUCCACCAGUCCCCAUUCUGAGCCAUUACAGGCCUCUGCCUGGUGCCCCCACUCCUCGAACAGACCCCACUACCGGGAUUGGGUCCCCGGAGCCACCGUCCUCAAGCCUCCACCCUUGCUUCCUCAUCAGCCUGAGUUGGAGAAGAUGUACAGCCUUGACCCUUGCGGAGUGGAACAGUGCCCCACCUGGCCUCCAAAACCGAAAUAAAACUGGGUCACUCUG